GACCACCAGUAGUGAAAGACUUCCGUAACCAUGUCUACGGCCUACCGUAACCACGUGACGUCCAUUUUAGCCGGCUCUUGGCAGACGCCCACUUGUGACGAAAGGUCUCUUGAUUGGUGACUUCUGCACAAUUCUUAUUGGGUCUUGUUGGCGCGAAGGUGUGCGGCUCGGAGACACGGGGGAGGCGGGAAACAAUAGCAGGAGGAGCAGGCCCGGUCACCGUGGGAGGAGUCAGAGGAAGAACCGGGGAACGUGAGUCUGGCUGCUGACUUACAGAGCAAGUCGAGUCGUGAAAACAGUAAAGUAUCCGUCCCUGGAUUUACUAUGGCUGAUAAAGAGGCUGCGUUCGAUGAUGCGGUGGAGGAACGAGUCAUAAAUGAAGAGUAUAAAAUAUGGAAGAAAAACACCCCUUUCCUGUAUGAUCUGGUGAUGACCCAUGCCUUGGAGUGGCCUAGCCUCACUGCUCAGUGGCUCUCAGAUGUUACCAGACCCGAUGGGAAAGAUUUCAGCAUCCACAGACUGGUACUGGGAACACACACUUCUGAUGAACAGAAUCACCUGGUGAUUGCUAGCGUGCAGCUUCCUAAUGAUGAUGCUCAAUUUGAUGCUUCCCACUAUGACAGUGAAAAAGGAGAGUUUGGAGGCUUUGGCUCUGUGAGUGGGAAAAUAGAAAUCGAGAUCAAAAUAAAUCAUGAAGGAGAGGUGAACAGAGCUCGUUACAUGCCACAGAAUCCAUGCAUUAUUGCCACCAAAACUCCAACCAGUGACGUUCUUGUGUUUGACUACACCAAACACCCAUCUAAACCAGAUCCUUCUGGUGAGUGUAAUCCAGAUCUCCGACUUCGAGGCCACCAAAAGGAGGGCUAUGGCUUAUCCUGGAAUCCCAACCUAAGUGGCAACCUGCUUAGUGCUUCAGACGACCAUACAAUAUGCCUGUGGGAUAUCAGUGCUGUACCUAAGGAGGGCAAAGUGGUGGAUGCAAAGACCAUUUUCACAGGGCACACUGCAGUGGUUGAGGAUGUAUCUUGGCAUUUAUUGCAUGAAUCUCUCUUUGGAUCAGUUGCAGAUGAUCAGAAACUGAUGAUCUGGGACACCCGAUCAAACAACACAUCAAAGCCCAGCCACUCAGUAGAUGCUCACACAGCUGAAGUGAACUGUCUGUCAUUUAACCCUUACAGUGAGUUCAUAUUGGCAACUGGGUCAGCUGACAAGACUGUUGCAUUAUGGGACCUGCGCAAUCUGAAAUUAAAGUUGCAUUCAUUUGAAUCUCACAAAGAUGAAAUCUUCCAGGUCCAGUGGUCUCCACAUAAUGAGACCAUUCUGGCAUCCAGUGGAACUGACCGUAGACUAAAUGUUUGGGAUUUAAGUAAAAUAGGAGAAGAGCAGUCUCCUGAAGAUGCAGAAGAUGGUCCCCCUGAACUUCUGUUUAUUCAUGGUGGUCACACAGCCAAGAUAUCAGACUUCUCAUGGAAUCCUAAUGAACCAUGGGUGAUCUGUUCUGUAUCUGAGGAUAAUAUCAUGCAGGUCUGGCAAAUGGCGGAGAACAUUUAUAAUGAUGAAGAUACAGAGGGUGGUGUUGAUCCAGAGGGUCAAGGUUCCUAGACAAAGAUAUACUGUUCUGUCUGUUUCUUGCAAAAACAGAGAUUGUGUCUUCUGCAUCCAGCACUUAGACAUCGGCCAUUCAAUGCUGCACAGAGCUGCUUCUGGCUCCUCCUCUUCCCCCCUGCGUUCUAAUCUCGCUUUCACUGGUUUUUUUGAGGAAUCCCCUUUUAUUUUAUAUAUAUAUAUAUAUAUAUAUUGUUAUUUUAUAUAAAAUUCUCAUUUUAACCACGUAUCUGCUGCCAAGGCGUUUUUAGAAUCAAGGAGGGGGAGAGAGAGCCCAUUGUCUGACUCACAGGCUGGAUUCCCCCAGUGCCUUCCACUGCAUCCGACAUCAGGAAUAAUUC
Xenopus laevis (African clawed frog) is the source of this 1946-nucleotide messenger RNA. It is a transcript of the gene rbbp4.L, whose product is annotated as retinoblastoma binding protein 4 L homeolog. The record is from RefSeq and is marked provisional. Gene Ontology annotation, cellular component: nucleus; chromosome, telomeric region. Lineage: Eukaryota; Metazoa; Chordata; Amphibia; Anura; Pipidae.